Messenger RNA from Carassius gibelio (silver crucian carp), 2230 nucleotides. RefSeq lists its product as uncharacterized. Lineage: Eukaryota; Metazoa; Chordata; Actinopteri; Cypriniformes; Cyprinidae. Gene Ontology annotation, molecular function: nucleic acid binding. Bases 95 to 1468 code for a protein of 457 amino acids. The transcript has 3 exons. The record is from RefSeq and is a predicted model, not a curated record.
ACUCUGUCGAGUGGCCGGCAUACAUAAAGUAAGAACAACCCCAUACCACCCUAGGGGCAACCCCGUUGAGCGAUUUAAUCGCACCCUACUAAACAUGCUAGGUACUCUUGAAAGCCCAGAAAAAUCUCGUUGGCGUGAUUUUGUAAAACCCCUGGUCCACGCUUAUAAUUGCACCAGGAAUGAGGUGACAGGAUUCACACCAUAUGAACUGAUGUUCGGACGUCAGCCUCGUCUGCCAGUUGAUUUGGCGUUUGGAUUGCCAGUGCAAGGGGGUCAGCAAACAUCACACGCAGAGUAUGUGCAAAACCUUAAGUCACGACUUGAAGACAGCUACAAGAUAGCAAUUGAAAAUGCUGCAAAGAUAGCACGCAAGAACAAAGUGAGGUAUGACAGGCAUGUGACUGCUUCGGACUUGGAAGCUGGAGACCGAGUAUUGGUCAGAAACGUUCGCAUUCGAGGAAAACAUAAGAUUUCAGACAAGUGGGAGUCAAUUGUCCAUGUGGUGGUGAGGAGAGCAGGUACCCUGCCCGUCUAUACAGUCAAACCUGAAAAUCAGGAUGGUCCUUUGAGAACACUGCAUAGGGACUUACUCCUUCCGUGUGGUUACUUGUCUACAGAGGUCAACAAGGCGCCUGACCAGCAGCCCACAAGGCGCAGACCAGCAACCCGUGCAAAUCCUACUGUGGAUGAAAAUAAUUUCUCAGACGAUGAAGAUGAGAUCAUUCCUGCUUACUAUUUCAGAGAACCCCAAAAUGCUCAGUUUCCCACAGUCCAUGACCGUCUAGUGCAGCCUGAUCCACCUAUGUCUACUGUGCAGGAUAAACAGCAUACUGAACCUCCAAGCAAUUGUCCUGUUGAGAGUCCUGUAAAUGCUCAAAAUGUUGAUUGCACUCCUGAGAUUAACAAGCCACCUGAUAUGUCCAAUGGUGCCUCAAACAGUCCUCUCACACUUAAUGACCCUAACUGUCACCACUACGACACUGAGGACCUACUUACCGAAAGAGUCAUGCUUGAUGAACAAGUGGAUGAAAUCGUUAUGACCGAAAGUAACUUACCUGCUAGUAAAAACCCUGUGGAGGAACAAAACUUACCUGAUGAUGACAUCCAAAUUGAGCAGCUUCCAGUGUUCUCUGACAUGUUAGAGAGUGGAAAGGAGAUGAACCGUAAAGAACCAGAAGAGGAAAUAAAGGAUACAACAGUCAGGAGAUCAGAGAGAAACCGUCAGCCGUCAAAGAGACUUGACUAUACUGAACUCGGAAACCCCUUUGUCACAGUGGUUAAAUCAUUCUUUCAGGGGUUAACCACAGCUGUGGCUGACAUCUUAAGUGAGGGUGAGAACUCAUAUCCUUCUGUUCUGUACCCUGAGAUACAAACAGUUCAACCAUUGCCAUGUACAGGGACGUACAUGAGUUCAAAGGGGGAGAGUGUAGCCAGGUUUUAUAAUGAGAAACCCUAUUUAGCUGUCUAACCCAGUCACGAAAGGGUUAACUUUCAUUUUGUAUCUUUGAUGGACUUGUGAGUGAGCCAAUGGGUGAAUUUUAUGAGGUACUGAACUGACCAAUCAGCUGCCAGCUAGGCUCCGUUACAGUUACGCCUCUAGUUUUGUGUCACUGCACGUUCUUUUGGCGCUUGCAUUUGAGCAUAGAAGGCUGCGUUAUCUGCUUGAGUGUAAACGAAAGCUGUGCCUGAAUCCACUGUUAUCACGGAGCUAAAAGCAGUGAAUUCCGUUAAAAUGAAGCCUGUAGCAGUCCAUUUAUUCACUGAAUGGUAAUUGAAAGAAAUGAUUUGGCCUUAUUUAUAGGUCAGGUUUUGGUAAAGAGUUGGAAACAUCGUGCAGAGAUCCUUUCCACGGAGUGAUACAGAUCCACACGUUCCAGACGUUCUCCCAGAGAUUCAUAGAUUCCCAGUCCGGGUGGCUGGGUGGCGAGCCAACCGUGUUUGUGACUCUGACUUUAGACGAACUGCCUGGAUCAUCCUCUUCAUCUUCGUUGUGGUAGGACAAAAACUAACUCAGAGUUAAAAAAAAGGGCCCCAACGGUGAAACUGAACUUUUGUCAACCAAGGCAAAACGAACCGAGGACGAACUGAGCUCAACGAUUCUGAUACGAGAGGGUUUUGUUUUGUUUUUGUGCGCACUUUAUUAUUUUAGUUUGUUAUUUUUCAUAAAUGUGUUUUUGCUUGUAUGUAUGUUUCACCCUGUGAAUUUAAUACAGGUUUGUCUAAACUGUCA